Messenger RNA from Dreissena polymorpha, 1427 nucleotides. RefSeq names its product integumentary mucin C.1-like. The record is from RefSeq and is a predicted model, not a curated record. Lineage: Eukaryota; Metazoa; Mollusca; Bivalvia; Myida; Dreissenidae. The transcript is spliced from 5 exons. Bases 130 to 846 code for a protein of 238 amino acids.
UUGUUGCAUGGUCGAUCCAUUGUAACUAUAACAAACCUUCAACACGUGACUUCCUUAUCACAUAAUUAUACCAAAUAGAAAAAAAGAUAAAACAUUUUAUUUGCAAACAGGGCGAACUGAACGGAUGACAUGAAAUUCGAAAGCGCUGUUUUACCAGUGGUGUUGAGCUUGCUGUUGAUGUUCAGAUUUGUUUGGGCAUCAACAACGUUGUCUACAACAGAUACGACUUCAACAACACCGAUUGUAACAACAACAGCAGCCACAAUGAGUACUUCAGAAGGAAUAUCAACCACCGUGGCAACAACGACCACCCAAACAACCACCAAAGCAUCAACAUCAGUAACAGAUACAUCACUAAAAACACCAGAAACAACAACAACGGCAUCGACAACGGUCGGAACGCAAGUUACAGCUACAAUGUCGACAAUAGUAUCUUCUAGUAAUGCUACUGCGGCUCUUACAACUGGUUCUGAUCUUGGAACGACUACUACAAUGAAGAUUUUUCAGCCGUACAAUUGCUACAAUGGCACCUGCAAUGGCAAUGUCACGUGCAUUAAUGGAACAAGUACCUGUACUAUAACAGAUUCGACAGGAGGAUGCUAUGUCACUCGAUUCAACGAUACGAACUUCGAGUUUGGAUGCCGCUCCUGCAAUAUUGCCAAUAAUACAGGAGCGGACUGGUGUUGCCUAGCAAACAAGGAUUGCGUCUUCGGUGACAUGCCUGUGGCCGGAACGACAGUCGCCCCGACAACUGUAGCGGGCAACAACAAUGGAGGCGUUGCUAUGUUUUCGACACGUGUAACAAAAAUUGCUACCGUGACGAUCAUUACCAUUUUGUUAAUUUAAUUUCAUGGUAUAGUAAGUACAUGUAUAUUGUAAAAUAUUUAAUCAGACAUUACUACAUUUAAUAAUUGCAAAACAUAAACAGUUUAUUACUUCUUUGACGAUCAUGCUAUGUAUGAGUGUUUAUGCCCGCAAACCAAUUUGGCCGUGCUCUGUGAAAAUGGUGUUUAAUGCAUGUGCGUUAAGUGUUGGCCCAGAUUGGCAUGUGCAGUCAGCACAGGCUAAUCAGGGACGACAGUUUCCGCCUAAACUAAAUUUUUGCUAAAAAGAGACUUUCUUAACACGAAAAAUAUCAUAAAUGCGGAAAGUGUCGUCCCUGAUUAGCCUGUGCGGACUGCACAGGCUAAUCUGGGACAACAUUAACGCACAUGCAUAAAACUCCCCUUUCAGAGAGCACGGCCCAAUUAAAAAAGCCCUUUAUGUCAUCAUACCUUACUUGUGCCUGCUGAAGGCAGUGCUAUGAAGUCCUAGUGACUGAACAAUAUGCCUCACAAUCGUGGGCUAUUAAUCUUUCAGACGAAUUGAUACUCCGUCCAAUGUUGUAUCGUUUGUUUUAAUAAAAAGCGAAAGACAAUUAAAAGUCA